UACUUUUGGGCUUCCAUUGUAAAAUAUUUUUGCCCGGUAUAUUUUGCCGAAUAAAUUCAAUAGAUUCAUUUACCAAAAUGUGAUCACUGAUCCGCGUCAAUACAUAUAGUGAAUAAUAUUUAGAAAAUAAGCAGUAAGCGCAGAGAGAUGAGAAGUGCUACAUAUUUUCAUUCUACUACUAUCCGGUUCUUCUUGCUCCUCACAAUUUUUUUACCCUCAUCAUUUUCCGCCAACUAAAUAUUUUCACAAUAACAACGAAUGGGACACAUAAUUCACUCAAUGCUGCUAGAAAUUUUGUACUGCGCGGCAUUUCAUCCAUACAAUUUAUAUACUAUCCGAUGUUUACACAAUAAUGCGUGAAAGUUAACAUGUUGUAAUACAUUCAAGUGGGGGAAAACUUGAAAAAAAUAUUAAAUCAUUUCUUCUAUAAAUAUUUUGAUUUUAUAUUGUUAAAACAAAUUUUUCUCAUCUGAGCCGGAACUGAACUGUGAGGUGUGCCCUCCCUGAACUGUUUUAGAUUAAGUCUAUCCUUAGCAUUAAGCAAAAUUCAUUCAUUUUGGGUUGAUUCUCAGCCCCCUUCCGAACAACUAACGGAAGUUACUCUCCAACACGAAUUUCAACAAGAAUACCAUAUUAGCCGAAACCAAUCAUACAACGUAAUACAAGAACAAGGCGAUUCGAAAAUAGAAAAAAUGGCCUCAACGAGAUUCUACGCUCACAUCUCAUUAAGCAUUCGUUUAGUAGUGCUGGUUAGUAAAUAUCGCUUACAAAUUGCUUUACCGCAUUUAAUUUUUCUUUUUUUGAAGAUAAGUUGUGUGGUUUCCAUGAUAUUGAUCCUGACAGCUCCGUAUAUUAAUCUUGCAUAGUGAAUUACAUAAUAAAUUUUAGUGGAGUUUGUUUUUGGAGAACUAUCAACUCUACACAACAAAGCCGAGAAAUAUGUCCACCAUCAUUUUUUCCUAUGAGCCUUGAUCGUUGGAGCUCUUCGUUACACUUUCAAAUGCGUGGACAAAAUGUUUGGGGGCAACUAGCCAUUAUCAUUCUCAGUUUCCUUUUUGCACUUGCGCCAUUGAUAUUUACCUGCAUUUAUCUAACCUCAGGAAGGAGCUUAAGUUUCUCUGUUUGCAUAAUGCAUUAAAAUUUGAAAAAUUUCUCAGUUUUUAGCAAAUUAUUGCUUCCAUUGUUGGUGUGAUUGCUUUUCUUAUUUUUGGCGCAUUUGAG
Messenger RNA from Meloidogyne enterolobii, 1221 nucleotides. The record is from the annotation of a GenBank genome assembly. Lineage: Eukaryota; Metazoa; Nematoda; Chromadorea; Rhabditida; Meloidogynidae.